AAAAAAAAACCUGAUCGAGCCGGUUGCAUCGCUUUCGCUGCGGCAGCACGUGGUGGAUGACUACAUAAGAUCCUCCCACAUCCUCCUGCCAUCCUCACACAUCAUGUCCGCCAACGACUAUUACGGAGGAAAACCCCAAGGCCAGUACUACCCUCCUCAAGGCGCACCACCAGGACAGGGCGGCUAUUAUCCGCAGGCACCUCAGCAGUCUUACCAGGGCUACCCCCAGCAAGGUUACCCCCAGCAGGGAGGCUAUGGCGGAGGAUAUCAGCCCCAGCCUCAGCCCCAGACAGUCGUAGUACAACAGCCCGAGAAAGGCGGAGGCGGGGGCUCAGGUGGAUGCAUGGCUUGCCUGGCUGGAAUGUGUCUGUGUUGCUGCGCUGAAGAACUCUGCGAGUGUUUGUUUUAAUCAAGCCUUAUGGUGCAGUACGGGCUGUGGCCACAGACAAUAUGUUUUUCUUUCAGACACCAUGCGGCUUUUACAGCUGCGACAUGGGAUGUUUUUAUUUUUCUUACGCUUAGGUCUCCUAUUUUCUCUUUAUAUAUCUCUUAGUCGUACAUGUAUCAGUUGCCCCGCAUAUAUCGAACAAGUACACCAUGAAAUCUGGAGCUGCCAACAUCGGAUGUUUUUUUUGUCCCUGAGUAUAUGCGGCUUCCGCUGGCGGUCGGUUAGGCGUUCAAUGCGGAGAUUAUGAUUGG
Desarmillaria tabescens is the source of this 699-nucleotide messenger RNA. RefSeq lists its product as uncharacterized. The transcript is spliced from 5 exons. The record is from RefSeq and is a predicted model, not a curated record. NCBI's taxonomy places the organism in Eukaryota, Fungi, Basidiomycota, Agaricomycetes, Agaricales, Physalacriaceae. Bases 104 to 409 code for a protein of 101 amino acids.